This is a messenger RNA of Ectocarpus siliculosus, 3515 nucleotides long. NCBI's taxonomy places the organism in Eukaryota, Phaeophyceae, Ectocarpales, Ectocarpaceae. The record is from the annotation of a GenBank genome assembly.
AUGCUCUCUUUCGCCAGAGAGGGAGCCAGAUCAACGGUCCGACGGCACGGCCAGCAGCAGCCGUUUCGACGCCGCCUGAGCACCGCGGGGCUAAGGUGGAGCGCGAGGUCCAUCAACCGCUACAGCAGUCGCCGUGUGCGCUACGUACAACCCCGAAAUAUAGGCGCCGCCGCUGCCAUCGGCACCACCGAACGGCCAUACAGCCAGCAUGCUGGAGCCAGGGAAAGCGCUUGGCCGACCGGAGCAGCUGCCGCGGCGGCUGCGGCGGCUGCGGCUGCGGCGGGGGCGGCGGUGUUGGUAGCAACGUCGGCAUCGUCCUCCAACGACGAUACCGGCUGUUCGGCGGCGGCGGUAGCCCCUGGCAAAGCAGAACUGCCGGUAGUUCGGGGGCUGUUUGAUCCCUCGCUGGGUGGUACUAUGGCUAAUGGUAGCGAAGGUAUUAACAGCCCGCUCGGAUCGUUUGGCGGCGGCGGCGGUGCAGGAGGAGGAGGGGCACUGCAGACGAAGAGAACAGGAGGGGGGGGUGGCGGUGCGGUGGCGUUUGCCGGAGAGACUGUGGGGGGGGCGGAGGACAUGACCGUGGAAGGAGGGUUCCUGGGACAGUACGAGAUCGGGCGUCUGCUGGGGGAGGGGAGCUUCGGCCUGGUGUACGAGGCCCGUCCUGUGGGGUCCGACCGAAGAGUGGCGCUCAAGCAGAUCAGCAAGCUGGGAGUGCGGAGAGAAGAGAUACUUCAAGAGAUGACCACCCUCAAGGCCAUCCAUGCGGCGGGAGGGCACGACAACAUAGCCCGCGUCCUGGAUGUGUUCGAGGACUCGACCUUCUACUUCUUCGUGCUUGAGCUUGUGUCUGGCGGGGAGAUGUUCGAGCACCUUACGAGGAACGGUCCGUACUCGGAGGCGAAGGCGGCGGCCUUCAUGAGGGAGCUGGCCGCCGCCCUGCAGUUCCUGCACUCGCAAGAGAUCAUACACGCGGACCUCAAGCCCGAGAACCUGAUGCUCAGCUCCUGGGACCUGGGGGAGUCGAAGCUCAAGGUUGUGGAUUUUGGCUCUUCCAUGCGAACCGGCACCGCGAUCGACCUCGACGACUCGACGCUCGGGACGACUUGGUACCUGCCCCCGGAGGCUGUGGUGUUGGACGAGGAGCCUCUCCCUAACGACGGUGUUGGCGGUGGUGGUGGUAGCGGGCAGCAGCAGGGUCACGAGCUCUUGGUAACGCCGGCGCUGGAUAUGUGGGCCGUCGGUUGCAUCUUGUUCAUCAUGCUCUGUGGGACGCAUCCGUUCGACCUCGACAGCAACUCGGAGGAGGAAGAAGUGAUCAAGAGAGUGCGCUCGGGAGUUGUCCCGCUCCUAGAGCUAGGUAGAGGCAUCUCCGACUCUGCCAAGGAUCUCAUCUCCAGGUUGUUGACGAGGGACCCGAAGGAAAGGCUUACAGCGGAGGAGAUGAUGCAGCACCCGUGGAUACAGGGGAGAACAGCACCGCAGAGGCCGUUGAAAGGGAGCGACGCUCGAUUGGCCCGUUUCCGGGAAGUCCUAAGCCAGAAGCUGGAGACGGGGGUGGUGUCUAUGCUUGUGGAAGGAGCUGUGGCCGAGGACAUCGCGGGUGUUUUAGAAGAGCACAGCGCAUCCGUGAGCGAGGACGAGCGCAGGGCGAUCGACGAGGCGGUGUCUGUCGCCAGAAACUUCAGGCGGCCAUCUGGAUCAAAAACGCGGUUGAGGCCGCAAGGGGAGGGAGACGCGCCCGAUGGUGGCCUGUACUUCAUAGUCGAAGGGCGCGUGGACGUGCUCGUGAACAGCGCGGGCUGGCAGAGCAGUGGCGCCGGGGACGAAGGCGGAUCAUCCCCGGCUACGACGAACGCCGACUCACGGCCGCCGACGCCGAUACACCACGCCCACACGAGGGUGGCUUCCAUGGGACCCGGCGACUUCUUCGGCGAGGGAGGGGUCGUUUCGGCACAGCCCCGGGGAGAAUCCGUGCGCGCGGUAACGCCUGUCAAGGUGAUUAACGUCAGCCUGGCCAGCUGCCACCGGAUGAUCGACGCGCCUGGGAAGGUGUCUUCCAGCCUCCGCCGGGUGGCUCUCAGCCGGGCGCUGUUCAGGGCGAAGAACGUCGUUCGCGCGGUGCACUCCGUCACGAAGAGGCUGCUGGGCCCUGGGGAGGCCGUGUUCCGUCAGGGGGACAGGGGCUCGUCGCUGUUCACGGUGGAGGAGGGAGAGCUCAACGUGGUGAAGGAGCACUCGGGGGUCCACCGCACGGUGGCCCGCCUGUCGCCAGGGAGCUUGUUCGGGGAGAUGGCGCUCAUGACGGCGCAGCCCAGGUCCGCUUCUGUCGUGUGCGCCGCCGAGGGCGGUUGCGCAGUGGAGGAGAUCAGCGGCGACGACUUCGCACGGCUCCUGAUGGCGAGGCGGACGGGGUUCCGUAGAGACGUGAUGCGCAUGCUUCGGGCGAGGCAGUUCCGACACGGCGUGUACAAGCUGCUCACGGAGCUUGGAAGCGAGGCGACCUUCUCGGACGAGGAGCUGCGGCAGGUCUUCGACCGAGCCGACACGGCCAAGUCAGGCACGCUAAGCCUCGACGAGCUCAAGGCUGCGUUCCUCAGAGCUGACCCUCUCCUGGACGAGUCCGCGGUGGAGGAGAUCAUGACCAUGCUCGAUCUCGACGCCGUCGGAUGCGUGUCUUUCGAAGAGUUCUUGAAGAUCAUCCGAUGGGACCCGUAGGACAUGGGCGGGUUGUGACGAGAGUUGGGGUGCAUCGAAGACGGGCGGGCUGACGAUGACGACAGCGAACUCUUCCAUGACCCCUUCUUUUGGUUCGCCUUUCAUUUAUCACGGAGAGAGAUGCGCUCGUUGUCGAAUUCCCCGUCUUUAUUAUUGUUUCUUCCCAAAAUUGCAUCCACCGCUCGCCGAGAUUUGUGUUUUGUGUGUGUGACCCUGCUGCCUUUAUGGCCAUUGGCCGAUCCCUGCCUUGGUAGCCGAGGAGUCGUAGAUGACAGACGGAGAUUGUCGAGAUCGCCCGUGUGUGAGAUGCGCCCCGUCCCCCCCCAGGGGAGGGGGCCCCGCCGGUCCGGGCGGUUUGUGGGGUGUGCAUACUUUCUUACAGGUGUGUGUGUGCAUGUUUUUUGCUGCUAGCAUCGAUCGUUCGCGCUAACCGGCUGACCGGUUAAAAUACGCCAGUCUCGGUUCGGUCGAAAAGACACUAGGCCAUGAUCUGGUGUGUUCGUGUGUGUGCGUACCGCGGCGCGCCUUGUGUCCUUGUGAGGUUGGAUCAUUCAUCCCCUGUCUUCCAACUUGAGUGCAAGGCAUCUUGAGUGAUGUCGGGGAGAUAGGUUUCUGAGAGAUUCUUCCUUCGAGCCGUUGUUGUGCUCGGGUCCCCCUUUUUUUUGUUCGCCCCGGUGGACCCCUUCGGCUGCCUGAAAGGUUAUCACCAUGAGUGAAGCGCACCGAAGUUUUGUGCAUGUUUUAUCUUCCAUUGUUUGUGCGGAUGUUUUUUCUCUUCGACAGCAGUUUUGAUGUGCAAG